AUGAGGGAGAAUGCGCCUCCUUUCAGCAUCAUGAAGUAUAUCUGGUAUGAGCUGCAGCAGAUCAUCCUGGAUGCCUCCCGUGGACUUGCAUAUGCUCCAUACCUACAUCUGAUGAUUGAGACAGUCACUGGUCUACGUUUUGUAGCUGACUGUGCUCACCGCAGUUACAAGCCCAUUCUCCCUAAAAAAGUGCUCUCUGCUAUCUUUGAGAUAUGCAAGAAGACAACAGUGAAAGUAAAAUCCAACGAAAGAAAGAUCAAUCAGCUUCCACGUGAGUCUGGGCAUAAGAUUCCCUCUGAGUCCGAGGAUGAGGUCUACGAGGAUCCCUUUGCUGCCUAUGAGGCUGCCCGUACCAUCGUCCGUGACGUCGGCGCAUCCUCUUCUUGCCCUGCUCCUAUUGAUAGUGAUGUCGACACCGAGGAGGAGGAGUACGUUGAGGAGGACGACGAGGAGUCCGAGGUGCCUGCAGCGGAGUCCCCAGAGGAGGCCGAGUCUGAUGAUGGCGAGGCAGCAGACGAUGAGGAGGGAGACGCACAGGCUGAGGGGGAGCCAGAAGCAGGCAGAACAGCUGCCAGAAUGAAAGAAACAGCUCAGCCAGAAGUAUCUGCAGAGGCGGAGGCCACUGAGAGUGAUGGGAUUCAGACAGAGGAUGACACUGCGAGCAUCGCCUCUGGCGCCACUGAGAUUGUCCCAUCAG
Molecule: messenger RNA, 697 nt
Organism: Oryza brachyantha (malo sina)
Lineage: Eukaryota; Viridiplantae; Streptophyta; Magnoliopsida; Poales; Poaceae
Exons: 3
Source: RefSeq, a predicted model, not a curated record